Molecule: messenger RNA, 439 nt
Organism: Branchiostoma belcheri (Belcher's lancelet)
Lineage: Eukaryota; Metazoa; Chordata; Leptocardii; Amphioxiformes; Branchiostomatidae
Product: protein Asterix-like
Exons: 4
Coding region: 47-364 (105 amino acids)
Biological process (GO): protein insertion into ER membrane
Cellular component (GO): endoplasmic reticulum membrane
Molecular function (GO): protein folding chaperone
Source: RefSeq, a predicted model, not a curated record
UCCUGCAUAUUCUCUCCUUAGUAGCAACUAAAGGCGAUAGGAAAUCAUGUCAGGAGCACCUAACAGUUCGUCGGACCCAAGAAGACCCAACAAAGUGGCCAGGUACAAGCCCCCAUCCCAGGAGCGCCUUGACGACCCCACCCCAGACUACAUGAACCUGCUGGGGAUGAUAUUCAGCAUGUGUGGACUCAUGAUGAAGAUGAAGUGGUGUGCUUGGGCUGCUGUCUACUGUGCCUUCAUCAGUUUUGCCAACUCCAGGUCAUCGGAGGACACCAAACAGAUGCUCAGUAGUUUCAUGUUGUCCAUCUCUGCAGUUGUGAUGUCCUACCUACAGAAUCCACAGCCCAUGCAGCCUCCAUGGUGACACAGGAGCAACAUUGUAGAACUUUCAGUAAUCUUAAACAAUCAACAAAAAUUUUGAUAGCUUCCAACACAUUUC